Molecule: messenger RNA, 429 nt
Organism: Closterium sp. Yama58-4
Lineage: Eukaryota; Viridiplantae; Streptophyta; Zygnematophyceae; Desmidiales; Closteriaceae
Source: the annotation of a GenBank genome assembly
AUGUCCGGCGCGCCAUGGCAUUCGCAUGACAAGGGGAGAAGUGCCACGGCGCGGGGAACAAACAGCGGCGGAAAUACUGCACUCGCUCUGCACGGAGAUGCUCCUCGCACGGGCUUCUUUCUCAACGCAGGGCAGUUCCUAGCCAAGCCAGGCGUGUCCCCCCCAGACUGGGUGCGUCGCCUCGCCCCUCUCCACGACAGUGCGCCCACCGACUCCUUCCCUCUCGUCGGGCACACCGUCGAGGCUGAGCUGGCACGUGCUGACGUGGCAGGGAGUGACGUGGCAAGUGCUGCUGACGUGGCACGGGUGCGGCUGGAAGACGUGUUUGCGGAGUUUGAGGAGGAGCCGGUUGGGUCUGCGUCCAUUGCCCAGGUCGGUGGGGUAGGAUGGAAGGGGAGAGCGAGGCUCUCAAACGAAGAAAACGGGUAG